This is a messenger RNA of Ooceraea biroi (clonal raider ant), 3003 nucleotides long. RefSeq lists its product as uncharacterized. The record is from RefSeq and is a predicted model, not a curated record. Lineage: Eukaryota; Metazoa; Arthropoda; Insecta; Hymenoptera; Formicidae.
CGGCUAAAACCUUUUGAAGGUCACUCAGGAGGGCGACCAUGACAAUAUAUGUCAAGGUCAAGGUCAUCGGGGCUGGCUCCCCUCAUCGGCAUAUUUACCUUAAAUUUUAUAUAUAUUUAUUAUUAAAUCAUGACAUAUAACUUUUCACAAACUUUGAUGCUUGCUGUAUAAAAAUGUAAAAAAGCGGGAAUUUAUUUAAAUAAUUAUAUCUGUUCCGACAACUAGAUUCAUUUUCGGGCAUUAGUGGAAUAUUAAUUAAUCGAUCCGCUUUAAGCCGUGAUCGCUAGUAGGUCUAGAGCGUCAACUUUAAGCGAGUCAAACAUAGAUCGAAAGCAGCAGAAUAAUAGCUGCAACAAACAAAAUUCUCGUGCUUUUCGUAGCUACUUGUCUUGAGCAACUUCGUGGCAUUAGAACACGGAGAAAAGGGUCGAACAAGUCAUAUUAUCGUGCCUCCGUUUCUUCUUCAAUUGUUGUUGCGUUCUUACAGUUGUUCAGUUCAACAUUAAUAAAAUAUAGUGAGAUCAAAUCUAUCGCGUUCUCAGUGUUCACGGACUCCAUCACACUAUUCCUUGAUACAAUGGAUAAAGAAAGUUCCUGUGACAGACACACCCUGUCAUACUUCCAAUACUCGGAUCUCCGAGAUCUAAGUGUUUUCCUGCAAAAUAUCAGAGCAAAAAAACUAUUAGAAAGAAAACUGCAACUUUUGUAUUUUUAUUAUAACAAAGUUAAAAUGACAUUCUCUGUGAAAGUUGAGAUGUCACAAACAGUACUUCAUAUUUUUCACAAUAAAAUUAUUAUAUUCUCUUAGCAACAGUAUAAUUUAUAUAGUUUUAACUGUAAUACACAUUUUAAUUAUCUUAUUUAAAUAAAUUAACAGGCAACUAAAAACUUUAGCAGAAUCCAACGAUAACAUGGAGAUGUUUUCAUGCAAGGAAAAUUUUCGUAAAUCUUUACAUCGAAAACUUGGUUCAGAAGAGAAACAAACAAAAAUUUCGGAGACAUGUGCAAUGUUAUCACAAAUUGGCUUGAAAGAUGAAGACAAACACAUUGCUUAUCCUCGACGCAGUUUAUUCACAAUGCAUUUGCUUGCUAUGACAGAGUAUAAUCAAAUAUGGAAUAUGAAUAAAUUAAAUUUGCUGCGAAAAAUGUCACCCCAGCCAGAGUUUGAACCUGGAGCCUCCCUCAUACCGUGCGGGCGUCUUUGUCAAUUCGACUGGGGCAUGUGCAGUGGUGACAAUCAUCGCAGCGAAUGGUAUACACCUUAUUUUGAUCCAAGAUUCUUCAGGAAAGACUGUGAGGAAAAAAACUCAAAAUUACGUGACGUCCUUGUAGAUCCUACAGUUAUUUGUCAGAUGGACUAUCAUACCACUAUGAAGAGUGAUUACCAGUCACCUUAUCCUGCAAAACCGAAACCAUCAUUAUCAUCGUUACCACCGUUACCGGAACCAUGGUUUCUAAAUCGACGCACUAUCGGUUAUAGUCUUCAAGAUUUAGAGAAACGUUGUGGAUAUUAUAUGUUUCUAGAUGAUGACAUGGAUUUUCAUCAGAGAAUUGCAGAUUUGAAGAUAAAAAGGGACAAACUUUCUGAGAUUUUAGUAAACAAUAAACAGUAAUAAAAUCCGAUUGAUGAAUUUAUAGGGUUUCGAAUGUGAUAAAGGAUGAUAAAGUCCAGAAUACGACUGUUUAACUUAAAUAGGUGUUGAAUCUGGCAAAGAUGCAGAAAUGAAUAAAACCGAUUAAGUUGCCAAUAAGUAAACCGUGCUCGACUCCGUAAGAUAUCUCCGUGAGACUCGCGCGUGUUCCUCUUGUAAGAGAACCGAAACCGAAAGGAUUUUUCCUCAGGACAAGGAGAUGGUAUGAAUGAAUUAAUAGUUGAUUAGUUAAGUAACAACGAUAUAUAUAUUUGUAUUCAGUAUCUCACACUAUCUCAGACUGACUCUCCAGAAACCACGACCGUUCUGGUUCCGUGCUCGUAAAAGAGUGUCCUCACUUUCUUUCGCAUUCGCACAUACCCUUGAUCGGGUUCUAGGGCGUUGUGUUUUUGUUUGUCGGAGCUCGCGGGACCGGCUGUUUGUCACACCAAACCGGUUGUCUUAAUCUUAAUAUUUAUGUAAUCUAUUAUUUAUAAUCGCUUGACGAAUCUUACACUGUCUCGAAUCCUUACCAUGAUAUUUAUCUCUUGCUCUCACUUAACGAUUAUUUUAAAAAUCUAACUUGCACUCCUUAGUAACUAGUAAUGUCUAUCCUGAUAAUAACCGUAUUGCUGUUAUUCACAAACGAUCUAUGAUCUACUCUCACUAAUUAUUCGAUUUAGAGUGCGUUCGCUUUGAACGCUCAGGCGCUUUCAGUAUCAGUCUAUUUUCGUUCUAUAGUGUGUAGAUUAACUGAUAUUUAUUGUACUUAAAAUACAGUGUAUACUGCAGUUUGAUCAGCAAAACCGACGGAAAAAGCAAAAAGACGACUCUAAUAUAUAACAAUGUCAUGUUUGUGUCGCAGCUCGAUCCCAACUAUCUAAAAAUCUCUUACACAACGCGUUACAUGCUUUUAUCAAUAUGGUACAUAAGAUACUGUAGAUACACAAACUAUGUUUGAUCGACUCAUUGGUAAUCGACAAACGCAAAAGAAAUAUCCUAUAGUUCUACAUUUAACGAAUGAAAAUAGAUAGAUACAGAGGCAAACUGAAAGGGUAGGUACUGUAGACGCCGCAUACUUCAAGAAAUUUAAAAAAACGUAUGCGCUUACUCUCAAGAAAUCAAAGUGAAAAAACCAAAUCAUGCAGGAAUUCCAUACGUUUUAGAGAAACAUAAAUUAAAGAAUAAUGAAAUUUUCUUAUUAAGCAUUUAUCUAUAACCGUGAUUCAAACCAUUGAAAUGUUAGUGAUGAACGACGAGAAGGUAUUAUUAAAUCGGAGCCAGAAAAGGAUAACCCGGCUUUAUUUUUUCAAAAAUUGUUCAAAUAAUUUCUUUUCAUUUUCAAAGAUUUGCAUAUGUUUUGUGUAAAAUG